Trichoderma gamsii is the source of this 240-nucleotide messenger RNA. RefSeq lists its product as hypothetical. The coding region runs from base 1 to 240 and encodes 79 amino acids. NCBI's taxonomy places the organism in Eukaryota, Fungi, Ascomycota, Sordariomycetes, Hypocreales, Hypocreaceae. The transcript is spliced from 2 exons. The record is from RefSeq and is a predicted model, not a curated record.
AUGGGAGGUGGAGUGCCGCAGAACAGCCAGGAGCCACGUCGACAGCAGCAGCUUCGUGGCUUCAAGCUCCAGGAGAGGGGAGGCAGCAGCUCGCGCGCGUGGGGGAAAGCAACCGAAGAGGGCGUCCUCGGCGCGGCUCUGGCUCUGGCCAAGAUUCUGAAGCUGUGCUGCUGGCGCCGUGCACGAGAUUCGAGUGGAAACGAGCGGGCAAAGGACCUACCAAAGGAGAAAAUGCGCUGA